Messenger RNA from Balearica regulorum gibbericeps (East African grey crowned-crane), 739 nucleotides. The record is from RefSeq and is a predicted model, not a curated record. NCBI's taxonomy places the organism in Eukaryota, Metazoa, Chordata, Aves, Gruiformes, Gruidae.
GUUACAGAUGUUUAAAAUGCUGGCUAAAGCCUACGCAGAUGCACAUCCAGUCAUCUCAGACCGAUCUGAACUUCGUUGCGGUGGAAAUUUUGUAAAACGCGGAGGUAUUAUAAAUGGUGCUGAGUGGUACAGCUUCACUGGAGGUAUGGCAGAUUUUAAUUACCUUCACACGAAUUGCUUUGAAGUUACCGUGGAGGUAGGAUGUGAAAAGUUUCCUUUGGAGGAAGAACUGUUUACAAUCUGGCAUGAAAACAGAGAUGCCCUUCUGAAUUACAUGGAAAUGGUUCAUCGGGGGAUAAAGGGAAUUGUGUCUGAUAAGUUUGGCAACCCAAUAAAAAAUGCUCGCAUUUCAGUCAGGGGCAUCCAGCAUGAUGUCACCACAGCUGCUGAUGGAGACUACUGGCGACUCCUUCCUCCGGGGACGUACAUAAUCAGCGCCCAAGCAGCAGGAUAUAGCCGGGUGAUGAAGAGGGUCACUCUUCCUACCAAGAUGAAACGAGCUGGGCGAGUCGACUUUGUAUUACGACCUGUUGAGGCUUGGCCCAACAAGCUCCUCCGCCGGUCGAUGGAAGACAUGUACGACCCAUAUGACCCGCUGGAACUUUUUGACCCUCAUGCCCAACACAGGCAGCCCGAGGCUCGAGGGGGGUCACCGCCGGGCAGGGACAAGCCAUGGUGGUGGUCUUACUUCAGCUCUCUAGACCUGCACAAACCUCUGUGGCUGCUCAAGCAGCACUGA